AUGCCUUUCACUUCCUCCUCCAAGUCAUCUACAAAGACCAUGUCUAGCGCCGCAUCUACAACCUCCACAAUCUCAACAGCAUCGACCCUCAAGGGAGCCGAUGCCGCGUCAAAGAAGAAGUGGUCCUCCCUGCUACCCUCAAAAACCACAACCGAAUACAAGCCCAAGCCCGACCCCUAUCAGGCCCAGAAGGCUAUUCACCAUGAGGCUGUUGCAACCUAUCUGGCCCUGCGUUAA
Messenger RNA from Penicillium canescens, 237 nucleotides. RefSeq lists its product as uncharacterized. The coding region runs from base 1 to 237 and encodes 78 amino acids. The transcript has a single exon. The record is from RefSeq and is a predicted model, not a curated record. Lineage: Eukaryota; Fungi; Ascomycota; Eurotiomycetes; Eurotiales; Aspergillaceae.